Molecule: messenger RNA, 2768 nt
Organism: Stylophora pistillata
Lineage: Eukaryota; Metazoa; Cnidaria; Anthozoa; Scleractinia; Pocilloporidae
Product: protein-lysine N-methyltransferase SMYD4-like
Cellular component (GO): nucleus; cytoplasm
Molecular function (GO): histone deacetylase binding
Source: RefSeq, a predicted model, not a curated record
GUAUUGCACGGAAAAUGUUUUCGCAGUGAACACGCAGCAACGUUGGAUGUUACUCGAAAAUCUUAGCAAACAAGAUUUAUCAGCUACUCUUCGGGAGGCGAAUUUUUUAGUUUCACGAAAAGGACACAGCAAAGGACUACUAACCGUUAAAUCCUCCAUGGCACUCCAUUUGAAAGAUGAGUGGGAGAAUUUUGUGGUGGAACAGCUUCGAGGACCAUACAUGAAAGAGUUUGGUAAUCUGAAGACGGACGGAGAGCGCUAUAAGUUUUGCAAGUAUAUUUUGCGGAGUAACACAGUAGCCCAGGAAAUCAUAAGUCAAAUACAAUUUUUUUUGAAUACCAGGAGCCAGCAGAAAGCCAAGUCUGCAGGGAAUGGCCAGGAAUAUGUGCGUGUAGGAGAAGAACAUCUUAGAAGAAGAGAUUUCAAGAAAGUUUUUUUUUGCUUAUCAUUGGCCAUCUUUUUUUUCCUUUUGUCCAGGUCUGAUAACCAAACAGCACCUUCUAACCAAGAUUUUUUUUUACAUGAUUUGGCAUUGUCAGACAAUUCUGAAGACAAAAACAGGUCUGAUGGGCAGCCCAGCCUUGCUGCUCUCUAUACUAAAAGAGCUGAGGUCCUGUACCAGGCACAGGAAUACAAGGCUUGUCUUAAUGAUAUUCAAGAGGUAGUAUCGCUGCAGUAUCCCCAAGCUCUUAGUGGGAAAAUUGUUAAUCUUCAGAAAUUUUGUGAAAGAAAGCUAUCAUCCUCUCAGCACUUGAAUCAUGGUGAUGAUACUUCACAGAACAUUCCCACUGUUACCGGAGGACAACACAGCAAAAUAGCCAAUGGAUCCAGUUUAAUUGAAAUCAGUUGCACUGCCAGCCAGGGAAGAUUUCUGCAGGCAUCUGGUGACAUCCGUGCUGGUGAUACCCUUAUCUCUGAAGUACCAUAUGCUGCAGUUCUUUUACCAGAAAAUGCCCUUACUCAUUGUGAAUGCUGCAUGAAAACAUUGAUAGCACCAUUUCCAUGCCAUGACUGCUGUGAAGUCCAGUAUUGUUCACAAUCAUGUCGUGAUAAGGCCUGGUCACAAUACCACAAAGUGGAAUGUGGGCUCAGUCCACUCCUUAAAAUGAUGGACACACUCUUUCAGUUAUCCCUCAGAAUAAUUUUGUUUUUUUGAACUGAGAGCAUUCUUGAUUUUUUAACAAGAUCAAGUGAAAAGUCUGAUGGCACAAAUGUCAACAGAGUGUCAGGGUGUGGCCCUGAGGGUGAAUACUUUGGCGAUUAUGGUUCGGUGUUUUCUUUGGUGAUUUUUUUAGAAUCGCAGCCGGUAAAGACCUUGAUGUCCCAUGCACUGAACUGUGCUCUACUAUCAGAGUUUCUUGAAGAAGUUCUAAUAAAGAAAGAGGAGUCACCCUCAAGACCAACAAUUUUUUUUGAUUGUACAAGGAACAGGCUUUGUCAGUCCGAUGAACCACCACAUUUUUUUUUUAAACAGAACUACAUUUUUCAGAAUCUUCAAAAUUUAUUUCCAACUUUUUUUAGCACAAGUUCCUUAGAAGGUGAUGUACUAGGCUGUUUACUUUUCCUUUUUUUACAGCAAAUGACUUGCAAUGUCCACGCUAUCACUGCUAUUGUGUCGAUGAAUGAGGACAAACCCAGGCAGCAAGUAGUAUGCAGAGAACAGAAGAGAAUUUUUUUUGCUAUUUAUCCAACAGCAUCCCUCUUGAACCAUGCUUGUGAUCCUGAUGUCAUAGUUAGUUUUUUUGAUGGUCAUCUUGUGGUGAGGGCCACCCAUAACAUCUCUAAAGGCUUUUUUUUUUCCCAUUGUUAUGGUGAUCAUGUUAGUCGCAUGGGUUAUGAAGAUCGUCAAAAGCUUCUGUACAAACAGUACUUCUUCACUUGCCAGUGUACUGCGUGCAAGAGUGAUGAAGAAAGGGAGAACAAAAGAUUGUGCUUCUCGGCCUUUGCCUGUCCUCAAUGUAAACAUGCCAUGAAGCUUUCGUCUGUGGGAAGUGGGAACAUGGGAACGUGUCAGAACCGAGAGUGUAACUUGGAGAAGAAUAUGCUUGAUGAAUGCAGACUGGCACGGGAGGCAGAACUGCUCUUUGUGAAGGGAGUGCGGUUGUUAGAAAGAGUUGGAGUGAAAGAGGCUCUGAAUGUAUUUCAUGAAUGCUUGAGACGGCGUAAAAUUCUGCUUCACGCUUAUAAUAAGGACUUGGCAGAGACGCACGAUGCUAUUGCAAGGUGUUAUGCCAUGAUUGGAGACUUCAAAAAGGCAUGCUAUUACUGUUCCCACAGCUGCGAAGCAGUGGUUUUUUUGUUUGGUUCAUCAAGCGUGGAGUACGCUCACGAACUUCACAAGCUUUUUUUUUUCUUAUUCAAUGACAGGCAGAUCAAGAAAGCACUUUCCACAAUCGAUUUUUUUACUAAUCUAUUAACUCGCCAUUAUGGUCGGAGUAAUCCAGAUGUGAAGGAACUUAGCGAGAUGAAACGUUGUCUUGUGUCCGUUGGCGGUCACACACUGAACAACAGUUCGUGACUUGAUGGUCACGCAAUGAUUCAACGUGACAGUCAAACAAUAGUCCCCUUAAGUUGACUAAAAAUUUGGUAGAGUUUUGGGAAAUGUCGGAGUUUUUCGUCAUCCUUUUUCUUAUCCUUCGUAGAUGAUUGUGUGAUUUCUGAUUUUUUUUCUCAUAUGACGUAUAUAUAGUUAUGUGGCGAGUCACACAAUCCGUUUAGACACCAGUUUUCAGUUAGAAGAAAAGUAAAAAAAAUAUUGAAUUAAAAAU